GCAGGGGGCGGCCGGUGUCCUCUGGCCCAUGUGGGCGCUGCCGGGCGGGCGGUAUGGCCGAGGCUCAGCAGAGCAGGAUGCAGGAGGCCAUCGACAGCAUGGUGCAGGGGCUGGAGCGGGAGAACAUCCGGAAGAUGCAGGGUAACAUGUUUCGGUGCAGCGCCGACUGCUGCGAGAAUGACAUGGCCUCCAUGCAGCAGGUGCACCAUUGCAUCGAGCGCUGCCACGCGCCCCUGGCCCAGGCCCAGGCCGUCGUCACCAAAGAGCUGGAGAGGUUUCAGGACCGUUUGGCUCGCUGCACGAUGCACUGUAAUGACAAAGCCAAAGAUUCCCUGGAUUCAGGGAGCAAGGAGCAGCAGGUGAAACAACAGCUGGAGAGCUGCGUGACGAAGUGCGUGGACGAUCACGUGCAUCUCAUCCCCAGCAUGACCAAGAAAAUGAAGGAGACUCUGGCAGCCAUUGCACAAUAAAGCUGUGUCUGUUUGGGGAGAGAGAGGGAGACGUGUAGUUCCUAUUAAAAGAGAGACGUGCACACGGAGAUUCGUGUUGGAAAUUGAGGAAUGAAAAUGGAUGACAAGGGUGAUUUUGUAUUUUCCAAGUAUUGCAGUGGUCCAUUCAAGAGCUGGUUUGGUUUAAGGGCUUGGUGGUCUGGGGCUGAUUUGAGGAGUGCCACCAGUUGU
This is a messenger RNA of Terrapene triunguis (Three-toed box turtle), 680 nucleotides long. It is a transcript of the gene TIMCC, whose product is annotated as family with sequence similarity 136 member A. The record is from RefSeq and is a predicted model, not a curated record. Bases 54 to 470 code for a protein of 138 amino acids. NCBI's taxonomy places the organism in Eukaryota, Metazoa, Chordata, Testudines, Emydidae. Gene Ontology annotation, cellular component: cytoplasm. The transcript is spliced from 3 exons.